Messenger RNA from Lutzomyia longipalpis, 1618 nucleotides. RefSeq names its product probable cytochrome P450 28a5. The record is from RefSeq and is a predicted model, not a curated record. The transcript has 5 exons. Gene Ontology annotation, molecular function: heme binding; monooxygenase activity; iron ion binding. Lineage: Eukaryota; Metazoa; Arthropoda; Insecta; Diptera; Psychodidae. The coding region runs from base 61 to 1563 and encodes 500 amino acids.
UUGAUUUAGCGUGUAGAAAAAGAAGGUUUUCAGUAAGACGGCGAUCUUUGUGGUGGAAAGAUGUUUUUGUGGAUUUUCAGUGGAAUUUUCCUACUAGGAGUGCUUUUCUGUGUAUUCUGGACAUGGAAUUUCCGCUAUUGGCAAAAGAGGGGUAUUCCUGGGCCCAAACCAUCCCUUAUUUAUGGGAAUACAAAGAGUUUAGUGGCUGAUAAAGUGUCCGUUGCGUAUGAAUUUGAUAAAUUUUACAGGGAUUUCUACGGCAAAACUCCCUUUGUGGGAGUUUACUUUCUAAGAUCACCCCAUAUUCUCGCCAUUGAUCCGGAUUUCGUAAAAUUUGUCCUUGUUGAGAAUUUCAAACAAUUCUACAACAACUACAUCUCGGACAUGACUACCCCAAGAUCGGAGCCCUACAUCGGGCACAGUCCCUUUGUGCUGAAGAACAAAGCAUGGAAGGAGACGAGAAGUCAGUGGGGACCAGCAUUUUCCAGUGGCAAGAUGAAGGCCAUGUUCCCAAUCCUUGAGAAUACCUGCAAGAAAAUGUCCAACUUCCUCCGGCAGGAAGUGGCGUCAAAUCCAAAGGAUGGUGUUCACUUCCGCGAUGUAAGUGCACGCUUCACGACGGAAGUGGUAACAGAUACAAUCUUUGGGAUUGAAGCUGGAACGUUUGCCGAGGAAAAUGCUCCUCUGUGUGAAUUGGGCUCCAAACUGCUUGAUUGUUUUGAGAAUGUUCUAAAUUUCUUCAUUCUCUCGGCAAUUCUACCCUUGCUGAGGAAUCUUCGGUGCUUCUGGAUUGUCAGCAGGAGUGUUGGGAAUUCAUUUGAGGAGCUAAUGAAGAAGGGAAUUCAAUUUAGAAGUCAAAGUAACAACCAAAGAAGUGAUUUCUUAUCAUUCAUCAUGGAUUUGGGCAGUAAGAAAAAUCUCUCUGUGACCGAAAUGACUUCUCAUGGGCUCACCGUCUAUCUGGAUGGCUACGAAACAACCAGCAUUGCAAUUCCACUUGUUCUCUACGAAUUGGGAAGGAAUAUUGAGGCUCAGGAGAAGCUGAGAAAAGAAAUCCUGGAAUAUCAGGAAAAGAGUGGGAUUAACUACGAAUCAAUUCAGGAAAUGCAAUAUUUAGAUCAAGUCGUUAAUGAAACAAUGAGAAUUCAUCCUCCUCUCAUAAUUAUCAGUAAACUCUGCACUGAAAGCGUAAAGUAUCCAGUCAAUGGGAGAGAUGUGGAAAUUCCUCGUGGCAUGACUGUCCACAUUCCCAUCUUCUCAAUUCAUCGCAAUGAAAAUAACUUCCCAAAUCCCGAAGAAUUCAUUCCAGAGAGAUUCAACGAAGAAAAUGGAGGAUCGAAGAUUUUUAAGGACAAAUGCUCCUUUUUACCUUUCGGCAAUGGACCAAGAAUCUGUUUAGGAAUGCGUUUUGCCCUUCUGCAAGUAAAGACGGCAGUUGUGGAGGUGAUCAAGCAGUACAAAGUCACGGUAAAUGAGAAGACAAAGCAACCCCUUGAUCUGGAUGUUGGGCAAUUCUUCAGCUACCCCCGGCACGGAAUUUACCUCAAUUUGAAGCCAGUAUAAGCCUGUAAUUUACUACGGGAGUAGCAUGGUUGAAUAAAAAGCUUUAAAAAUAAAA